Molecule: messenger RNA, 2535 nt
Organism: Agrilus planipennis (emerald ash borer)
Lineage: Eukaryota; Metazoa; Arthropoda; Insecta; Coleoptera; Buprestidae
Product: peroxisome assembly factor 2
Exons: 8
Coding region: 95-2503 (802 amino acids)
Biological process (GO): protein import into peroxisome matrix
Cellular component (GO): peroxisomal membrane; cytosol
Molecular function (GO): ATP binding; ATP hydrolysis activity
Source: RefSeq, a predicted model, not a curated record
AUAACCCUUUAAAUAAUGGUAAAUAUUUAAAAUUGAAGUGUUAAUAGCACUAAUUGCGUUUGUUUUGGUUUAGUCUAUCGUCAAAAAAUGAAAAAUGUGGAUCAAAGUAAAAUUACUGUUCUUUAUAUCGUCACUGCUAUUUCAAAAGUACGAGUCCUUCUAUUUUCCUUUCUACAUGCUAUUAGUUUAUAAUAAAGUUGUUAAGGAAAAUAAAUCGUACAAAGUUGUGCCAAUUCCGUAUGAUUCGUUUUAUUUUUAUUUAAAAAAAAUUAAAAUUGAAUAUACUGAUAUUAAUAAUUGUUUAUUAAUUAGUGAAAAUUGUGUUCACGUUUUAACCAAAUGUGUAAAACUGUAUAACAGAAAAGUAAGUCGAGUAGUUCUCAGUGUGCCUUAUCCGAUGAAAAGUAAUAUUAUCUAUGUGAAUGAUUUUUUUUAUAACAACUUAAAAAAUAUUACAAGUGAAGACUUUUUUAAGGUAAAAAAGGCAUAUGUUAAAGAUAUUCCAAUUGCAGUUGAAGUUGAUGUGUCUUUAGUCAGUAGUCCCUAUGACCUAAACAAUGCAACCAUUGAUUGUUUAUUAAAUAAUUAUUUUAAAACACUCAGACUUGUAAAGGAAAAUGAUGUGUUAGUUAUUAACAUUUCUGAGUAUGGAGCAGAAAGUUUUUAUACCAAUUCUAAAAUCAAUUGUAUUAGUGUUGUGUAUUUUAAAUGUAAUGCGGUACAUUUAGAAAAUAACAGUUCUAUAAAAAAUUUAGCAUUCUGUGUAAAUGGUGAAACCAAUCUUAAAUUAAGUUCAAAUGUUCAAUGUUUCAUACCAAUACAAAAUAAUAUAAAAUGUGUGGAUAUUGGUACAGAUUGUAAAAUUAAUGAAAGUCUGAUACAAUGUUGCCCAUACGGAUUGGAAGAAAAUAUGCUAAAAAUAGAGAAAGCAAUGCGACCCUUUUUAGAAGGAAAAUGCUCUUCCCAAAUUCAUCCAACGUUUUUACUGAUUGGAAAGACUGGAUCAGGAGUUGAAGUGAUUACAUCAUCGUUGUCUGUACGUCUUGGAUUACAUCUGUACAAAAUCAACAAUUCCGAUUUAACAGCAAACAUCUACAGUCAAACUGAAACAAAAAUUAGAAAUACUUUUUUUAAAGCAAAAGCUACAGCACCUUGCAUUUUGGCUAUUGACCAUUUUGAAAACUUUGGAAAAAAUAAUGAAGGAGAAUUUGACAAACGUAUUAUAGACUAUUUUAAAUAUGAAGCAAACAGUUUGUUUCUGAAUCAAAGUUUACCUGUUAUUCUGCUUUGUAUUUGUGAAGAUAAAAGGCUACCGGCCGUAUUAUCAAGAUUUUUUUUGGAAACAUUUGAAAUUUCAAGUCUUAAACAAAAAGAAAGAGAACUAAAUUUAAAGUGGAUUUUACAAUAUAAUAAUGUGACGCAUAAUUGUAAUAUUGAAAAUAUUGGAAUGAAAACACAAGGAUUUUUAUUUGAUGAUUUGAAAAUGUUGGUACUGCAUGCAAGACGAAAAUUAAGUGUAACUGACACAGUUACUGAUGAUAUGUUGGAAGAAACAUUAAAGUUCAUGCAAAAAAAUUACAGUAAACAGAUGGGUACUCCUGACAUACCUAAAGUGAAUUGGUCAGAUAUAGGAGGUCUAGAGGAAGUUAAAACAGAAGUUAUAAAAACUAUUAAUUUUCCAUUAAAAUUUUUGAAGUUAUUUCAAAAUUCAAAUCUAACAAGGUCUGGCAUACUUCUUUAUGGUCCACCAGGUACUGGUAAAACGUUACUCGCUAAAGCGGUAGCAAAUGAGUGUAAAUUAUGCUUUCUCUCAGUCAAGGGGCCUGAAUUACUGAAUAUGUAUGUGGGGCAAUCUGAACAGAAUAUUCGCGAAGUAUUUGAAAAGGCUCGUGAAGCAUCCCCUUGUAUUAUUUUCUUCGACGAAUUGGACUCAUUAGCACCUAAUCGGGGUAAUUCAGGGGAUUCUGGAGGUGUAAUGGAUCGUAUUGUUUCUCAACUACUUGCCGAAAUGGAUGACCUUGAUCGGAGAGGAUUUGUAUUUGUGAUUGGUGCAACAAAUCGUCCCGAUUUAAUUGAUCCUGCAUUAUUGCGACCAGGCAGAUUUGAUAAACUUCUGUAUGUCGGUCCUUGCUCCGAUAAUGAAUCGCAGCUUAGUGUCUUAAAAGCUUUAACACGAAAAUUUUAUUUUUCGAAAACUGUUUGUUUAGAAGAAGUACUUCGUAUGUGCCCAGCAAAUGUAACAGGGGCAGAUUUGUACGGACUCGUUUCUUCUGCUUGGAUGUCAGCCGUACGUCGUUAUAUAACGGAAAAAGAAAAUGGUUUGAUUAAUUUGGGAGAUAUACUAUUUUUUAUUUUAAUAUAUACAGUUUAUGUUUCCCAACACUGGUNAAAAAAUGUAGUCGUUGAGAUGGAUGAUUUCAAAAACGCCAUAGGUUCUUUAAAACCAUCCUUAAAGUUAGAAGAUCUUUUAUAUUAUGAGAAUUUGAAAGAAAAAUUUACUUAAAAAAGAUAUAUAAAGAAUAAAUAUUUUUACAA